Leishmania braziliensis MHOM/BR/75/M2904 is the source of this 2559-nucleotide messenger RNA. RefSeq lists its product as hypothetical. Lineage: Eukaryota; Euglenozoa; Kinetoplastea; Trypanosomatida; Trypanosomatidae. The transcript has a single exon. The record is from RefSeq and is a predicted model, not a curated record. The coding region runs from base 1 to 2559 and encodes 852 amino acids.
AUGCCAGCGAAAAAGGCCAGUCGCGCGAAGUCGUCUCCGGCGCUCGCUGCCAAGGAGUUAGAGUUAGCGCAGGAAGCCGAGCUUCUGCGCCAGGAGACGCAAAAGGGGCGUCUCCGAAACGAGGAGUGUGAACUGCGUCAACGCAUCGAGGAAGAGGAGCGAAAGCUGCUCGAGGCGCAUCGGGUUCGCGAAAGGGAUGUUCGCAACACGUUAGCUGAGGUGGAGCGCAAGGCCUACUACGAUGCCAGGGAGCAAGAAAUGUCGGCCAACGUUGCGCAGAGAGUACAGGAGCUGCAGGAGGCUCAGGCGACGCUGGCGCUCAAGGUGCAGGAGAACGACUUGCUCGAGAAAGAGAAAGCGUCGGCGCUGCGCCGAGUAGCGCUACUAACAAAUGAAUUGGAGCUGACGCAGCUGCGGCACACGGACUCGCAGCAGCGGGCGGUUGCAGCGGGCCAGGCAUACCAAGAAGCGCAGCGGAAGUGGGAGACAGAGUACGAUGCACUGCAGCAGGCUCAUCAAGAGCUGGAGAUGAAGUACGCUACGCUGGAGGGCCAGCAGGCAAGGGCAGCUAGUGCUGCAGAAACUGCUGCCGUCGACGAUGAUUCAAGGGUUGAGAAGGCUGCGGCAGUGACACUGUCAGGCGACGACGAGACAGCCAUGCUCCUGCGUGUGAUGCAGACUGAGGCGGAGCGCUACAAGGCGACGGCCACGCAGCUACAGGAGGAAGUAACUCACGUUCGCAAGCAGGAGGAGAAGUCAAACUUACUGAUCGGCAUCCUGAACACGCAGCUGGAGUCUGUGCGCGAGGACAAUAAGCGGCUACACGAACUUGCCCAGAAGCGGCAGGCGGAGCUGGAGGUGUCCGGGCAGCUGCGCCGCGACGCGCAAGAGUCCCGCCAGAGUGCACUGCGGGAGGUGGAGCAGACCCUCUCCGCCGCCGCCGUACAGCAGCGCCAGCUGGAGCUGGAGCUCGACGUGCAUCGCACAGAGGUUGAGAAGCUGACGGUCGAGCUGUGCGAAGCGCGGCAGGAGUGCGCGGCAGUGAAAGAAGAACUCAAGGAGGUCUCGCAUCAAGCAACCCAGCAGGCGAAAACUGACCACGCCACCAACAUGGCGAUGCAGGUGGAGUUGGCCAAUCAGAGGAAAGAGCUCGAGCUCGCUUUGAAAGCCAAGGAGACGGCUGAGGAUGGCAGGUUUAACCAUAAGAUUCUCACCCGUGCCGAGAUUGACAGCCUCAAGACACGGCUGCAGCGACUGCAGGAGACGAUGGAGCGCAAGGAUCGCGAGGCAUUCGAGACCAUUGCGGUGCUCAAGGCAGACAUCGCGAAGGAGGAGUCUGUAAGUGAUCAGCUUCGCCGUGAGCAUGAGCUGGAUACGAAUGUGCUACAAGCGCAGCUCACGACGACGACGACGGAGCGUGACUCCCUUCGUAGCGCACUGGAAUCGCUUCAGGAUUCCUCCAGGAGGCGGGAGCAGGAGCUGUACGAGCAGCUCACACAAGUCACUGCCCGCUACACGGUCACAAGCGAGGAGCUCGAGCGCCUUCAAGCUGAUACCGCGCGGAAGGAAUCCGAGUACAUCCACAACACUGUCUGUCUCAACGCUGAGCGCGAAAACCUCAAGAUGAAGAUUAGUGAGAUGUCUGAUACGGCUGCGCAGCAGCGGCGCACCCAUGCUAACCACGCAGAGCAGCUGCGCGUGGAGGCGGAGCAGAUGGAGGGCCGUCUCACCGAGGAGUGUCAGAUGCAGCAGUCUGUGCGCGCGAAGGAGCACGAGCGCGCCAACAUGGCGGAGCGUAACGUGUGCCGUCUGCAGGAACACAUUCGGGAAAUGGACCAGGCAGCUCGCAUGGACAGCCUGACGCAUGACGAGGCCGUGAAGGCACUGCAGGCGGAGAGCCGAGACCUCCGCAGUGAGCUAAGAAUCGCGAAGCGCACGAUUGAGCGCCUGGAGUGCGCAAUCGGUGACCAGGCUGGGUACCGCCAACUGACGGAGCUGAACGACAAGCUCACAAAGGAGUUGCAGGUGUACCAACGCAAUGUGUCCACACUGAAGGAUAAGACGGUUGCUCUGCAGGUGGAGGCGGAAACCAUGGGCGGGUACAAGGUCAAGAAGGCGCAGGAAGAGAAGGAGCUGAUGGCGCGCCGGCUGCAGCAAAUGGAGCGGCGAUACCGUCUCCUCGCGCCCCUCUUUACUCAGCUUCGAGUCCUCGUCGAGACCCACCUCGCCUCUUACAUGCACCCUGAGCUGCACGCGACCCUGGAGGAUUACGACCGGCAGACGUCGCUGAUGCCAUCCAACCCUCCUGAGGGCAACUGCAAGGAGGCUGACGCUGCACUGGACGCCGCCGCGACCACCGCCCCUGUCUUUGCUGCAGCUGUUCAGGAAAACUGCGCUGCCACUAUACCGACAGUGUUGCAGCCUCGCCGACCCGCCUCUCCCAGCACAGGCCACAACAAAUUUCUCAAGGAUUAUUCCAUCCGCUCUAGCCGCAUCGUGACGGGAACGGAUGCAGGCGACGCUGCCUUUGUCCGCUUACCUCCGAUCUCCAAUGUUUGA